Messenger RNA from Iphiclides podalirius (scarce swallowtail), 294 nucleotides. The record is from the annotation of a GenBank genome assembly. Lineage: Eukaryota; Metazoa; Arthropoda; Insecta; Lepidoptera; Papilionidae.
AUGGCUAUUAUCCGGAACCGUACCCAAUCAGCGUAUGAUUUGUUAUCGGCUCAAUCCAUCGGAGCGGCAUCAGAUCAGGUGGCGACAGGAAUCAAGUAUUUGAAAUCGCGCCGCGGCAAGGUGAUCAUGAUGGUGAACACGUUCCCAUUCUGCGAGGAGUCAAAGUUGAGGGACAAGGUGAUUUGGAGGUGCACUUCGAAGAAGACGAAUUGCAAGGCGCGCAUCCACAUGCUCGGCGCGAACGUCGUCGCCGUGAAGGGAAUGCACAACCACCCGCCUCGAGCACCGACCUCU